Drosophila takahashii is the source of this 556-nucleotide messenger RNA. RefSeq lists its product as uncharacterized. The record is from RefSeq and is a predicted model, not a curated record. Lineage: Eukaryota; Metazoa; Arthropoda; Insecta; Diptera; Drosophilidae.
GUUGUUAUAAAUGAUUUUAUUUGGAGUAAUUUAAGUUAAGGCAAUAAAUUUUAAAAAAUAUCCCAGAACCCAAGCUUAUCAUUGCAAUCAUUUUACUGGGCCUGCGGCCAAUGAUGUGUUCGUGGCCAAAUUUUCAUUUUGCCCGCUUCGAUUUGCCACAGGUGUGGUGGCGCAAUAAUUUGUCAUUUUUCUUUCCGAAGGCUACUGCUACUGCUCCCUCUGGAGCGAAGGAACCUGCCAGUUGUGUGACAAUCGCCUCGGAGCUGAAAGACCCCAUACCGUGGCUAAUCGAUAAGUUGUGGCGAGUGGGGCACGAAACUGAAAGAACGGAUUACUCGAAAUGGAACUUUCUCCAAUGAUUGUCGUAUUGAUUAUGAUUUUCAAUGCCGCUGGUGGGAAAUGCCCAUCGGGCAAGCAGUGGAGCCCAAUGACAAAAAGGUGUAUAAAAUAUUAUUUCGGCUCAUACAUUAACAACUAUAAAAAAGGUGAGGCGAGACUAUUAAAAGUAAUGACAACUAAUUUUUAGUUUAAUCCCGGCAAAGCCCACAAAGCAUAA